AUCUGAAUACAAGAAAUCUGAACGCAUUCAAAUGGCAAAGGACUAGAAAUCGGAGUUCAUUUCCCCAAAAAUCAUAAGUGUGUAAGGACAUUUGCCUUUGUCGGGGGGUGUGUCCAAAGCCGAAAGUCCUUUUACAUAAGCAGGUUGAGCUGCAAAUGGGACAGCCACCUGCGGCUACACGUCCCCUACUCAACGCUGGAAUCCCUCGCUUUGUUCGCCGCUGAGUGCUGCGUGUCCUUGCAACGUGACAGCCCGAUUGUGUCCCGGAUAUGCAAAGAAGUCCCACAUCCCGACAAUGGCCCACUUAAAACUGGACACCCUUCACGUGCAGCGAAGCCCUCGCGGCUCCCGCAGGAGCAGUCCGAGCAGCGGAAGAAGCAGUGCCUGUAGUUCCGGUAGCCUCUCCCCGGUCCCCAUCAUCCCGAUCAUCUCCAUCAGCCACGAUGGCGACGAGUCUGAGUCGGAGUCGGAAAUCGAAACUGAGCCGGCGCGCCUCUUCCAGCGCCGCAUGUCCACCAAGUGCACCAGUAACCUGACUGCCAUCAUCAAGGAGGGAUUCCUGCUGAAGCACACUUGGUCCUUUCAACGCUGGCGGCGUCGAUACUUUCGCCUCAAGCGGAAUAUGCUAUUCUACGCCAAGGAUGAAAAGUGCGAUGUUUUCGACGAUAUUGACCUAUCGGACCUGUGUUACUUCGAGUGCGGCAUCAAGAACGUAAAUCAUAGUUUUCAGAUUAUCACACCCACUCGUUCGCUGGUGCUCUGCGCAGAGUCCCGCCGCGAAAUGGAGGAUUGGCUGGGCAGCCUAAAAACGGCGACGGCGCCGCAGAGGCCACGUGGUGACAGCUUUCUUAUCGAGCAGCACGACAUCCUGUCCAACCACCACCACUGGUACGCCACCUCCCACGCCCGCCCCACCUACUGCAACGUGUGCAGGGAUGCCCUUUCCGGGGUCACCUCCCACGGACUGAGCUGCGAGGUGUGCAAGUGCAAGGUGCACAAGCGGUGUGCGGCCAAGUCGAUAGCCAACUGCAAGUGGACAACGCUAGCUAGUGUGGGCAAGGACAUCAUCGAGCAGGCGGAUGGCAUCAUAAUGCCGCAUCAGUGGAUGGAGGGCAACCUGCCGGUGUCCUCCAUGUGUGCCGUCUGCAAAAAGACCUGCGGAUCCGUGCUGAGACUCCAGGAUUGGCGGUGCUUGUGGUGUCGGGCCACCGUCCAUGUGGCUUGCCGUCCCCAGAUGGCUGUGGCCUGUCCAAUCGGACCUGCCAAGUUGUCUGUGGUUCCCCCAACCAGCGUGCACUCCAUUAGCACCGAUGACGCCUGGGAUGUGGCCAGUCCCAAGGGCAACUUCUCGCCACUGCUGGUCUUCGUGAACUCCAAGUCUGGGGACAAUCAAGGAGUGAAGUUCCUGCGGCGCUUCAAGCAGCUACUAAAUCCUGCACAAGUCUUUGAUCUAAUCUCUACGGGGCCGAGCCUGGGAUUGCGGCUCUUUCGGCACUUCGAGAUGUUCCGUAUCCUGGUCUGCUCCGGUGACGGAUCAGUGGGCUGGGUUCUUAGCGAGAUCGAUCGCUUCAACAUGCAUAAACAAUGUCAGGUGGCCGUGAUGCCGUUGGGGACGGGCAACGAUCUUGCCAGAGUUUUGGGUUGGGGCUCUAGCUGUGACGACGACACCCACCUGCCGCAGAUUCUAGAGCGCUACGAGUCAGCCAGCACCAAAAUGCUGGAUCGCUGGAGCAUCAUGGUAUUCGAAAAGGCUAUUCCCGUACCCAAAACACCCAAGAUGUCCAUCAGCACUGAGCAAGAAGCGAUGCUCACUGGUAUGGUGACAUCGGCCAACCACCACCUGCGUUUCAUAGUGGAAACCAGUGACACCCAGACCCUAAUCAGCUCCACGCGGAAUCUUUGCGAUACCGUUGACGACCUGGUAUGCCGCAUCUCGGAACACCACAAGGAUGACGAACAGCUGGCCGUUAAGUGUGAAAUCCUCAGGCAGAAACUAAACAUGCUGCUGGAUGCUCUGCAGGAGGAGGAAAUGGGUGCCCACAGUGGCGACGAUUUGAUAGCCACCAUAAGGAGUCUUAUUGCGAGAAGUAUUCCGGUGACACCAGGAUCCAGCGCCUAUCUGCUCAACCCAAACAUAUCAAUCGAAAAGACGGAAAAGGAUCAAAUUAAUACAAAGGAGCGCAGAAAUAGUCGGUCACUUCGCUCUAGCGAGAAAGAGGCUCUCCAGUGCCGUGCCAAUAGCGUCAAGCGGGCCAUCUACAAUGUAGUGGAGCACUCGGAACCGGGACGUCCUAAACGCUACCAGCGAAAGUUGUCGAUCACACCGUUUGAGGCUCUUAAGCUACCUACAACCGCAUCCGGAGAAUCAUCGCCCUGCACCUCCCCUUUACCGAUAAUACCACCCAUAAACAUUAUCUCUCCCACCAUGGAAACCUCACGACUCACCUGCAUUUCCCCUCUGCCUGAUACCCGACGAGAUUCCGUGGAUGAGAACUUCUUUAACAGCAUCAAUUUGCCGGCUCCGCGGCAAUUUGCGGAUAGUCGUAGGAGCUCCGGUGUGGAAGUGAUCCAGGAGAUCGAGGAGGGUGCCAAUGGGGAGACCAUGUACCGAAGAUGUCGCAUGUCCCUGACCGGUGGAGCUAAUAUCGAUGAUGCCGGUAAUCGUUUGUCACCCUGCAGUGAUGGCGGUGAAAAUACGCCCACCGAGCGCAAAGUGGACUUCCUGAGGGUUCCGAUCCACACUGGGGAACCGAUCGUGGACCCCUUAUGCGAUUACCGUCCUCACGAGGUUUUCGAGCGUACUUACUACAUGACCCGAGAAAUGGACAAAGACAAGGAAAAGGACAAGGAGAAUGACAAAACCGUGGAGAUCGACAAGGAAAAGGAUAAUUGUGUGGCGAAGGAGGACAGCAUACCUGCCGAGAGGCUGGUUCACACAUGCAACCUUCAGGUACCCGGCGUUGCCGUUACCCCAAACACCCAAAAUGUUUACUCAAGCGCCAGCAUUACAAUCAUUGAUACCGAUGCACAAACCACUACCGAGCAAUCCUCUUCCGAUGAUCUUGGUGGUGAAGCUAGCGAUAUUCUGUCUGCUAUUAGCAAUGAGGAGUGCAGCGUGGCUUCUGAAAUAUUUGACAAGCAAGACGCAGGUCAAACAGUGGGUGAUAUUAUUCAGAAUAUGGAUGCAAGCAACUUCACACACAUCGACUCCCCAGAGACGAGCGAUGAAACAGAGGCCAUGCCUGGCGAGAGCAUAAUGGACGACAUAAGCUCGGUACUGGGUCACGAUAUAACCUAUGCCCUACAAGACAACACACUUACCGACGACACAACUACUCUCUGCUCGGAGCAUGCGGGGCCACCGAAACCUCCACGCAAAAAGUCAUUGAGCGCCUUAAGCCGCACCCAGGCCCAUCCGCGCCGUCGCAACUCCUCUCCACCGAGAAUUGCGCGAUUGGCGCGAAUGGACAGCGAUGACAAUCCCCAGCAAUUCGGAUUUGAGAAUAUCGUUUUCGAGAUAGACAAUAGGUGUGACGACCAGAAGAUGCGGGAGCCACCGCGUUACUGCAGUCUGGCGCAGUUCGUGGAAGGUAACGAUAUAGCGCGUCAAAGCUUCAAGCAGCUUAUGAUAGAACAACAACAACGAGACGGAGACAACGAUACCGAAUAUCCAGAACAGCAGCAAACUCCAACGAAUAAAGGGCCCAAUUUACUGGCCACCACCAGCGAGGACGAGCUGUCCGCGCAGACGGCCAUCAAAAUAGAAAUACACGACAUUGAUGCCACAGUGCGCAACAUCAACAGCAGCAUGAAGCCCAAUACGAUCUUGACCACGUCGACAUCGCCCACGAAGAAAUCGGGCCAUGGACAAGAUGUAAAGCGCAUUACUUUUGAUGAGUCGUGUAAGAAAGAAUCCUUUGAUGAUGUAAAUCCCAACUAUCCACAGAUAAGUGUUGUUGUGAGGCCGCCGACGCCGUUGCGCGGCGACUCCAUCAAGCCCACGGCAUCGCUCAUGCCGGUCUCCUCCGGCGGAGCCAUGGCCGUGUCCAUGAACUGCUCCGGCAUGCUGGGGGUGCGAGCUAUGAACGCCUCUGAGAUCAGGCGCCACUCGAGCCACGCCCCCGGUCUGGCUGUCCGCGAGUUCGACAAGGACAAGGACCGCCGGCACUCCGGCUUCAAUCCCAACCAGCUGACCCUCGAUCCGGAGCACGCCCGAUUCCUCAGCAGCUCGCCGGCAGCUAGCCGCAGGAUCAGCUGCGGCAGCCUCUUCAAGAAGAAAAACAAAAAGAUCGCCACCAAGCGCAGCUACGGAUUGUUCAGCGUUCGGUUCUUUGUGGUGGCCGAGCCAGAUUUUCGCCUGGCCACCCUGGCGCUGAUCAGGCCGCUGAUUCCUCUGCCGAACGAAGCACUUCCCAAUCUCCAGACUCUAAAGGGGUCCAAGUCGAGCUUGUUUAUGGGGUCAACUUUAUUCGGUUUCGAUCAUUUGGCUUCAGCGGAAAAGGACAGGGACGAAAAGGGCGGCAAAGACAAGGAUAAGACGCCCACCGAGGAGACCAACCGCAAGUUACCCAUCAUCAAUCCUCUAGUGCGGCUGCCCAACUGGCCAAAUCUUGCCAAUGGCGGUGGCUUUAUAUCCAAAUGUCUUUUGGCCAAUGCCGACACCCUCUGCGCCGCCGUUAGUCCCCUAAUGGACCCAGAUGAGACACUGCUAGCCGGUUACCACGAGAAGUGCGUGAUGAACAACUAUUUUGGCAUCGGCAUUGAUGCCAAGAUCUCGCUGGACUUCCACAACAAGCGUGAGGAGCACCCCGAAAAGUGCAGAUCCCGAGCACGGAACUACAUGUGGUACGGUGUCCUGGGAUCCAAGCAGCUCCUGCAGAAGACCUGCAAGAACCUAGAGCAGCGAGUGCAACUAGAGUGCGAUGGUCAAAGAAUUCCACUGCCGGAACUGCAGGGAAUUGUGAUCCUGAACAUACCUAGCUUCAUGGGCGGAACCAAUUUCUGGGGUAGUAGCAAGAAAGAUGACAUAUUCCUGCCGCCCAGCUUUGAUGAUCGGGUCCUAGAAGUGGUGGCCGUCUUCGGAUCGGUGCAGAUGGCAGCCUCGCGGCUGAUUAAUCUACAACAUCAUCGGAUCGCCCAGUGCCAAAGCGUGCAGAUCAAUAUCCUGGGAGACGAAGAGAUACCCAUACAGGUAGACGGAGAAGCCUGGCUUCAGCCGCCUGGAAUGAUUCGCAUUCUGCACAAGAACCGAGUGCAGAUGCUGUGUAGGAACAGAAGCUUGGAGCUCUCGCUGAAAAGCUGGCAGGAGAAACAGCGCCAGCACAGCAUUUCCAUCCAGAGGGAUGCAUCUUCUACAGCUUCAGAGCAUGCCAACUCGACGGACGAGGUAAUCUCCGAACGCGAAUGCUACGUACUUCUCAACUUCAUCGAAGCCGUUAGCUCGUUGGUAAAGUGGGUCAAGUUCCUGAUUAUCUCGCAUCCGGCACUGCAACACGACCUAUACGAGGUGGCCUGCCGGGCCAGCGAAGCCCUGGAAUCGAUCCAUCCGCAGGGCAAACUACUCGAAGGUCCUUCGUUGCGCACCAAGCUGGUGGAGGUCAUCGACUCAUCGCGGCAGCUUUACGACGAUGCGUGCACCCUGCUGCGCGACCGAGGUCAUAGUUUGAUUCUCCGCGAGGAUUUAGAAACGAAGCUCAGCGCGGCAUUGGCCAACAUGGAAAUGGAGCUGAAGAAGUGCUCCGUACAGAAGUGCAUUGACGGCAAGCUGCGGGCCUACUUUAAUGUCCUGGCGCCCAAUGAGGAGUCCGAUGGUCGCCGAAAGUCUCGACCUUUCUGGGUGAGAUUGCGUUCCGGUUCGACCGCCGGUCAGCAGGCAUUUAAGCCACCUUUGACCAACACCCGCGAGGCGGCCAGCAACUGGAGCGUCAACGAGGUUGUCACCUGGUUGGAAACGAUGCAGCUGUCCGAGUACGUGGACAGCUUUUUGAAGAACGACAUUCGCGGCAAGGAACUGCUAACUCUGGGCAGGCGUGAUCUCAAGGAUCUUGGCGUGGUUAAGGUGGGACAUGUCAAGCGUAUACUGCAGGCAAUAAAGGAUCUCAGUGAGAACUAGGCUUCCCUUGGGACUACUUAACGACUAGUACAAACAAACCAGUCUUCGAAUCGCGCUCUUGGUGUUGAAUAUAUAAAGUUGUACGCGAUCACAGGAAAAGAUAUGUUAUUAUGAGACAAAAAUGCAUACAACAAUCAUUAAUAUAUAGGCUAGCCUAGCUAAAAUGCCGAAUGAUAUGGAAAUGAAUUCAGCAAUUACAAGUAAAAUCAUUCGGUAAACUGACGAUUAAACUAUCGAUACACUUACAUAUAUAGGCGUAGCUGAUUUUCUCUCGGAUAAUUUAUCUCAAUAUACCACUUUGGAUUGGUAUAGAUAUGUACAUUUUUUAAGGCUCCCAUCCACUUUAAAUCGAGACAAAACGAAAAGCACAUAAAAUUGAUUUAUGUUUAUCAAAUACGUAUGUCAAAUGUAAGAACACUAGCAGAUAAAACGAAUUUAAGCGUAGUGGCACAUACGAGAACAUAAACGGUAACUGCAGUUAGAUUUUAAGUGAUUAACCUUCAACUUACGCUUAUAUUACCAAUUUUGAGAACCCAUUUAAGAUCUAUUCAAAACCGCAAAUAACGGAAUUACCCAGAGCGAAAACAUGAAAUCGAUUCUAAAUUUAAAAGCAAUUUAUAUUUUACAAAAAUAAAACAAUACAAGUGCAGACCCAAGCUAAUAUAAAGGUUAUAUAAAUUUUACUUAUACAUAUACCUACAAAGAGACAUUCGAAACUAUAUUUAGGUGUUCCCUCACUAUUGUUAAAUCGCAAUGAUGCUAACGUUAUGUUAAUGCAAAUACGAGGCCAACUCUCGUCAUUGCAGCAAAGAAAAGUCUGUUAAACGUGUCAUUUUUGUGGUAACAAAAAAAAUCUAUCUUGUUUAUUUAAAUGAAUUUAAUUAUUAAGUCCGUGACGAUUUUCAAGAUAAGUUUAGGUUAGAACCUUGGGGGUCUUGGUGCCGGGUGCUGGACCCCAACAAAUUUAUUUGGUACUAUAUACAAGCAUAUAGUAAAUCUUAGCUAGCAUUGGAACAUGGAAUUCUGGUGUUCGGAACCUUUUUGGAACCCCUUUUAAUUGUUUACAUAUAAGCAAAUCCUCGUGAAAACCAACCACUUUUAUUCAAACGUUAAAUGUUAGGAACGAAAUUGUGCUAAAUUUUUAUAUAUGUCAACUUUUGAUUUGAUCAAUUAAGUUAUUCUUUACCUCCCUGUCUUAAUACGAACAUAUUAAUAUAGCUGCAUAUGAGUAGGUUUAGCAGUCUACAGAUUUGAAAUGUCGCGUACAUUUUGGCCCAUCUUCAAAUGUUUGCUCAAGUUGCCUCCAGCUGAGUGAGUUUUUGAAAUGGCACAGCAGUAGAUGAGUUUAAUCUAAAACAAAUCACUUGAGCCACGUCUAUAAAUUAUAUUUUUUGAUAUAUAAGUAUAAUGAGCCCAGACCAACUCGAUUGAUUUGUUGUGAUCCUAUAACGAACUUGUUUUCAAAUAGCACCAGUAGCAAUCCUAUGAUUUCUGAUUAUUUUGACACAUAUUUGAUAAGCUAUAUACGCUUAUGUAUUCUAGAUUUAAUAUACAGGAUAAGGAAUUCGAUAAUUGAAAAACUUUUGCAUAAUAAAAACGAUAAAUACAAUGUUAAAAUUUGAAGACACAUUUUUUCGAAAAUUUUUCGACACAUGUAUUUUUGAGCAAACUUUAAAGAAAUUAAAAGCAAAAUUUAAAAAAAUCCUAAGGUAAUUAACAAAUUAAUAAUUUAUGUAACAAAUAUUAAACCGUGAUCGGCAACUCUCAUUCCCACGCUUAUGUUAUAUUUUCCUCGGUUUCUACAUCACCUCUAAUCAUUACCCCACAUUAAACUUAUGUUAUUCUUUAAAAAAACUGUGAUAACAGCUUUCUAUAUUCCUGUAAGAAAAACUACGAAAAUCAGCAAAAUAAUAAUGAACGCAAUUCGUGAAGUGCAAUGAAUAAUAAAUCAACUGUAAAGUCUAAUAAAUAGUGUGUCUACAAUCAGAAAAUAGGUAAUGCCUAUGAAAACCAUUUACAGCAAUAAAUGUUUUACAGUGUAUCUUAAUUAUGUAAUUUCAACUACCUUCUUCCCAAAUCCUAGAAAUAAUAACAAGUGUAAAAACUGUCUGUGCGAAAUAUCCGAAUACAACAACAAAAUCGAUAAUACCGUUAAGUGAAAGCAAACCAUGAAGCAAACAAUAUUUCCUAUUAAAUAUAAUACAUCAAUUAUAAUAGAAAACAUUUUCUUGAAGAAAAACCUAAUAGCAGCAAUAAAAAGCAAAA
This is a messenger RNA of Drosophila santomea, 8377 nucleotides long. Its product is annotated as diacylglycerol kinase eta. The record is from RefSeq and is a predicted model, not a curated record. The coding region runs from base 296 to 6112 and encodes 1938 amino acids. Gene Ontology annotation, molecular function: ATP-dependent diacylglycerol kinase activity; protein binding. Gene Ontology annotation, biological process: diacylglycerol metabolic process; intracellular signal transduction; lipid phosphorylation. NCBI's taxonomy places the organism in Eukaryota, Metazoa, Arthropoda, Insecta, Diptera, Drosophilidae. The transcript is spliced from 13 exons.